Molecule: messenger RNA, 3455 nt
Organism: Dipodomys ordii (Ord's kangaroo rat)
Lineage: Eukaryota; Metazoa; Chordata; Mammalia; Rodentia; Heteromyidae
Gene: Ddx46
Product: DEAD (Asp-Glu-Ala-Asp) box polypeptide 46
Exons: 22
Coding region: 140-3106 (988 amino acids)
Biological process (GO): mRNA splicing, via spliceosome
Cellular component (GO): nucleus
Molecular function (GO): RNA helicase activity; nucleic acid binding; ATP binding
Source: RefSeq, a predicted model, not a curated record
GGGGAUGGCGGCGGUCUCCACAGGAGCGGCCUCCGCCGUGGCAUCCGCGGCGUCUUAGGGCCGGUGUCGCUCGGCGCCCUCCCGUCCCACCUCCGUCGUGCAAGUGCGCGCGCCCUGCUCCCCUCGGGGCCUCGGCAGCAUGGGCCGGGAGUCGCGCCACUAUCGAAAACGGUCAGCAUCACGGGGACGCUCUGGAAGUCGAUCUAGAAGUCGUUCGCCCUCGGACAAAAGAAGUAAACGUGGAGAUGACAGACGGUCUAGAAGCAGAGAUAGAGAUAGAAGGAGAGAAAGGUCUCGGAGCAGGGAUAAACGAAGAUCUCGGUCGAGGGACAGGAAGCGUCUGAGGCGUUCCAGAAGUAGAGAGAGAGACCGAAGCCGAGAAAGAAGAAGAUCUAGAAGCCGAGAUAGGAGACGGUCAAGGAGCAGAAGCCGGGGUCGGCGAUCCCGGUCCUCCAGUCCUGGCAAUAAAAGCAAGAAAGCUGAGAACAGAUUAUUUUUUCAUGUCUUUUUCUCUGUGUUCUUUUCCUUCCCCAAGAAUUUUGACCAGAAUAAGCUGGAAGAAGAAAUGAGAAAGCGAAAGGAAAGAGUUGAAAAGUGGAGAGAAGAACAGCGGAAAAAGGCCAUGGAAAACAUUGGGGAACUUAAAAAGGAGAUUGAAGAGAUGAAACAAGGGAAAAAGUGGAGUUUAGAAGAUGAUGAUGAUGAUGAAGAUGAUCCUGCUGAAGCUGAAAAGGAAGGCGCAGAGAUGGAGGAUGAGGAGUUAGAUCCACUAGAUGCUUACAUGGAAGAAGUGAAAGAGGAAGUAAAGAAGUUCAACAUGAGAAGUGUGAAAGGUGGCGGGGGGAACGAAAAGAAGUCUGGGCCAACAGUUACAAAAGUAGUCACUGUUGUAACAACCAAAAAAGCAGUUGCAGAUUCAGAUAAGAAGAAAGGCGAGCUGAUGGAGAAUGACCAGGACGCCAUGGAGUAUUCUUCCGAAGAGGAAGAAGUUGAUCUUCAGACCGCCCUUACAGGAUAUCAGACAAAACAGAGAAAACUUCUGGAACCAGUUGAUCAUGGAAAAAUUGAAUAUGAACCAUUCAGGAAAAACUUUUAUGUUGAAGUUCCGGAACUAGCAAAAAUGUCCCAAGAGGAGGUGAAUGUAUUUCGAUUGGAAAUGGAAGGCAUUACAGUUAAAGGAAAAGGUUGCCCCAAACCAAUUAAAUCCUGGGUCCAGUGUGGGAUUUCCAUGAAGAUCUUAAAUUCCCUGAAAAAGCAUGGAUAUGAAAAGCCAACACCAAUUCAGACCCAAGCGAUUCCUGCUAUAAUGUCUGGAAGAGAUUUGAUUGGCAUUGCCAAGACAGGAAGUGGAAAGACCAUUGCUUUUCUCUUGCCCAUGUUCAGACACAUCAUGGAUCAGAGAUCAUUAGAAGAAGGCGAGGGGCCAAUAGCUGUCAUCAUGACUCCAACUCGAGAACUGGCUUUACAGAUUACUAAGGAAUGUAAGAAGUUUUCCAAGACUUUAGGACUUAGAGUGGUCUGUGUUUAUGGAGGAACAGGAAUCAGUGAGCAGAUUGCUGAGCUGAAAAGAGGUGCUGAAAUUAUUGUUUGCACACCUGGUCGAAUGAUUGACAUGCUAGCAGCUAACAGUGGUCGGGUCACGAAUCUUCGAAGAGUGACGUAUGUUGUUUUAGAUGAAGCAGAUAGAAUGUUUGACAUGGGCUUUGAACCACAGGUCAUGCGCAUCGUGGACAAUGUCCGUCCUGAUCGGCAGACAGUUAUGUUUUCAGCUACUUUUCCCAGGGCUAUGGAGGCCUUGGCCCGCAGAAUCCUUAGUAAACCCAUUGAAGUACAGGUUGGGGGUCGAAGCGUGGUUUGCUCGGAUGUGGAGCAGCAAGUGGUAUGCAUCAAUUUCAGUGGCCAGAUGCACUGGAUGUGUGAAGAAAUGAAAGAUCCUAACAGCCAUGUCUCUAAUUUACUCACAGGGAUCGAUCAGUAUGACAGAGAUAGCAUAAUAAAUGACUUUAAGAAUGGAACCUGCAAGCUUCUCGUAGCCACCUCUGUUGCUGCCCGAGGUCUGGAUGUGAAACAUCUCAUUCUUGUGGUCAAUUACAGUUGCCCCAACCAUUAUGAGGAUUACGUGCACAGAGCAGGACGGACUGGGAGAGCAGGCAACAAAGGCUAUGCAUAUACUUUUAUCACAGAAGACCAAGCUCGCUAUGCUGGUGACAUAAUUAAAGCUCUUGAACUAUCUGGGACUGCAGUGCCUCCUGAUCUAGAGAAACUUUGGAGUGAUUUCAAAGAUCAACAGAAAGCUGAAGGAAAAAUAAUUAAAAAGAGUAGUGGGUUCUCUGGUAAGGGAUUCAAGUUUGAUGAAACAGAACAAGCUUUGGCGAAUGAGAGGAAGAAGUUGCAGAAGGCAGCUCUUGGUCUGCAGGAUUCAGAUGAUGAGGAUGCUGCGGUUGAUAUUGAUGAACAAAUUGAAAGCAUGUUUAAUUCAAAGAAGAGAGUGAAAGAUAUGGCUGCUCCUGGAACAUCCAGUGUUCCUGCUCCAACUGCAGGAAAUGCUGAGAAAUUGGAAAUCGCUAAGAGACUGGCUCUUAGAAUCAAUGCUCAGAAGAAUUUGGGCAUCGAGUCUCAGGAUGUGAUGCAGCAGGCCACCAAUGCGAUCCUGAGAGGUGGCACCAUCCUGGCUCCUACUGUGUCCGCCAAAACCAUUGCAGAGCAACUUGCCGAGAAGAUCAAUGCCAAGCUCAAUUAUGUGCCUUUAGAGAAACAAGAAGAAGAACGGCAGGAUGGAGGACAGAAUGAAUCUUUCAAGAGAUAUGAGGAAGAAUUAGAGAUCAAUGACUUCCCACAGACGGCUCGGUGGAAAGUUACCUCCAAGGAAGCUCUACAGAGAAUCAGUGAAUAUUCUGAAGCUGCAAUCACAAUCCGAGGCACAUACUUCCCUCCUGGCAAGGAGCCCAAGGAAGGAGAGCGGAAAAUUUACCUGGCAAUUGAAAGUGCCAAUGAACUGGCUGUGCAGAAAGCAAAGGCAGAAAUCACCAGGCUCAUAAAAGAAGAACUGAUCCGACUGCAAAAUUCAUACCAACCAACAAAUAAAGGAAGAUACAAAGUCUUAUGAACACCUAGUAAAUACUUUUUACCCAUGCUGUUCUGUGAUACACUCAUGUGGCCGUUGUCUGAAGUUUACAAUAUAUUGUAAAUUAAGACUUUUAAAAUUCUGUCUUGCUGAUUUUUUAAAUACAAGAAACCAGUAUUUGCUAAAGAAAUCUUCUGACAGUAAGUACCCCCAAAUAGUUAUACUAUAUUUAAAUCAGUCUGUCUUCAGAGUUCAAUCAUGUCCUUUAAUGUAAAACUUAAAUACUAAUAUUUUAAACAUCUGGAUAGUAUUCCACUGGUUUAAAAAUGGAUACAUUUAGACUUUGUGUUGAAGGUAAUAAAGUCUGAGUCACUAAGGGGCUACUCCAUUA